AUGACAAUGGCAAAUAACAAGACACAAUGUUUUACAUGUCAUGCGGAAAAAAUAACAUAUUCUUGUAAAGGAUGUUCAAAAGAAUUCUGUUUAAUACAUUUAACAGAACAUCAACAAAUAUUAAAUCAGGAAUUAAAUCAUCUUAUUAAUGAUUAUGAUCAAUUUAAACAAAAAAUUAAUGAACAAAAACAGAAUCCACAAAAUCUACAAACCCAUUCAUUAUUAAAGCAAAUUGAUCAAUGGGAAAGAAACUCGAUUGAAAUAAUUCAACAAAAAGCACAAAAUUGUAGAGAAAUUGUCAUUAAAUCAUCACAAACAUUUAUUAAUGAUAUUAAAAUGAAAUUCAAUGAUUUAUCUGAACAAAUAAAACAACUUCAUCAAGAAAAUGAAUUUAAUGAAAUUAAUUUAAAUUAUUUAAGAAAUCAAUUAACAGAAAUUACAGAAGAAUUCAAUAAUCCAUUAAAGAUUUCUAUUAAAGAAGAUUCACAGUCAUUUAUUAAGGAAAUUUCAAUUAUUUCAUCAAGAAAACCGAAAUUUAACAAAUGGAUACAAAAUGCCAUCACUGUAGCUGGUGGAAAUGGACAAGGACAACAAUUUAAUCAAUGCAAUUAUCCUAAAGGAAUUUUUAUUGAUAAAAAUAAAAAUAUUUUCAUUACUGAUUGUUGGAAUCAUCGUAUUGUUGAAUGGAAAUGUAAUGCAAAAAUAGGACAAAUCAUUGCAGGUGGAAAUAAAGAAGGAAAUCGAAUGAAUCAACUAAAUGGGCCAAGAGAUGUGAUUGUUGAUCAAAAAAAUCACUCGAUCAUCAUUGCUGAUUAUGAGAACAAACGAGUGAUUCAAUGGUUGGAUCAAAAGCAACAAAUUCUCAUUCACAAUAUUGACUGUUAUGGUUUAGCAAUGGAUAAAUAUGGAUUUCUUUAUGUUUCUGAUCGGGAAAAGAAUGAAGUGAGACGAUGGCAAAUGGGAGGAUAUAAUAAUGAAGGAGUUGUAGUGGCAGGUGGAAAUGGAAAAGGAGAUCAACGCAGUCAACUCAAUGAUCCGACUUUUAUCUUCAUUGAUGAAGAACAAUCUAUUUAUGUGUCAGAUAGAGAUAAUCAUCGUGUAAUGAAAUGGAGAAAAGGUGCAAGAGAAGGAAGAAUUGUAGCUGGAGGAAAUGGUGAAGGAGCAAAUUUCAAUCAAUUGUCUUAUCCUCAAGGAGUAAUUGUUGAUGAUCUGGAUCAAAUCUAUGUGGCAGAUUCAGAGAAUCAUCGAAUAAUGCGUUGGUGUGAAGGAAAAGAAGAAGGUGAAAUUGUUGUUGGUGGAAAUGGAAAAGGAAAUCAAACAAAUCAAUUAGAUUGUCCCAUGGGUUUAUCUUUUGAUGAUGAAAGAAAUCUUUAUGUUGUUGAUUCGGGAAAUGAUCGAAUUGAAAAAUUUGAAAUAAUUUAA
Messenger RNA from Adineta steineri, 1422 nucleotides. The record is from the annotation of a GenBank genome assembly. Lineage: Eukaryota; Metazoa; Rotifera; Eurotatoria; Adinetida; Adinetidae.